Molecule: messenger RNA, 2249 nt
Organism: Gadus chalcogrammus (walleye pollock)
Lineage: Eukaryota; Metazoa; Chordata; Actinopteri; Gadiformes; Gadidae
Product: parapinopsin-like
Exons: 5
Coding region: 280-1344 (354 amino acids)
Biological process (GO): visual perception; G protein-coupled receptor signaling pathway
Cellular component (GO): photoreceptor outer segment; membrane
Molecular function (GO): G protein-coupled receptor activity
Source: RefSeq, a predicted model, not a curated record
AAACCAUUGUUGGGUGGGAUUCCCCCUUUCUCUCAUCUGUCUUGUCUCAUUGAGUCAAGUGGAUACAUUGUUGGUCCCUUUUCUCAGCUCCUGACCAAAUGUUUCAGUCUCGGCCAUGCAUCUGAAGCUUGCUUCAGGAUCAACAAGGGAGUCAUGAAUGCUUGAGUGUUGAGACACUGAGAGAUACUUUGGCAUACUUGUAGUGCCUCGGGUAUCUCCCUCAUCGCCCCUAACCGACCAAUCUCCGACCCGAGGGAGGGUCAAAGCCCAACGAACACCAUGGAACCGCUACAGGUCGUCCUCAGCCUCCGGCCAAACUCUUCGUGGCCCUACAGCACCGAGGAGCCUCCUCUUCUGUCUCCAAGCGCCUACACUGCUCUGGCCGUGCUCAUGGGGUUGGUCUCGGCGGCGGGGAUCCUUCUCAACCUACUGGUGGUGGUGGUGACGGUGAAACACCGGCAGCAGCGGCAGCCCCUGAGCUACGCCCUCGUGAACCUGGCCGUGUGCGACCUGGGCUGCGCUGCGUUCGGAGGCGUGCCCACCACCGUGGCCAACGCCAUGGGCUACUUCAGCAUGGGCCGGCUGGGCUGCGUGCUGGAGGGCUUCGCUGUGGCCUUCUUCGGCAUAGCGAGUCUGUGCACAGUGGCUGUGAUCGCAGUGGAACGCUACAUGGUGGUCUGUCGACCCAUGGGGGCUGUCAAGUUUCAGACCAGGCAUGCGGUGGGGGGAGUGGUGCUCUCUUGGCUGUGGUCCUUCCUGUGGAACACGCCGCCGCUGUUCGGCUGGGGCAGCUUCCAGCUGGAGGGCGUCAAGACCUCCUGCGCCCCUGACUGGUUCAGCCGGAAUUCGGGGAACAUGUCCUACAUCGCUAUCUACUUCCUGCUGUGCUUUGCCCUGCCCUUCUCUGUCAUCCUGCUGUCCUACUGCCAGCUCCUGCGGACCCUGAGACAGGUCUCCAGGCUCCAGGUCUCCCUGGGGGGUAGUACCAACCGUGUGGAGCUGCAGGUGGCACGCAUGGUGGCCCUCAUGGUGUUAGCCUUCCUGGUAGCGUGGCUGCCCUACGCCGCCCUGGCACUCACCGUCAUGCUGGAUCCCAGUCUGUACAUCAGCCCUCAGAUCGCCACUGUACCCGUGUUCCUGGCCAAGAGCAGCACCAUGUUUAACCCCAUCAUCUACAUCUUUAUGAACCGACAGUUCAGGGACUGCACUGUCCUGACUCUCCUGUGUGGAUGGAAUCCCUGGGCCUCAGCACAGGACAGUAUAGCGGGAGACAAGACCGUUUAUACUCAAAGCAAUACGCGUAAACAUUCAAACAAAGAUGUGGAGGGAGAAGGACUUUGUUAGUGUCGUGUUCAAAGCCUUGUUUAUAUGUGUGCCAGCAAAAUCGUGAUGAUGUAAUGAUUGAAUGGUUGUUUGUGGAGUUGACUUUAGAGUUUUCAUGUUUUUGUAUCACUAAAAUGUGUGAUUCGUCUGUGGUUGUGUUAUGAUGUUGUUAGUGUUAUAGUGUGGUCUAUAUUCCAGGACACACUUAUGUAGCCCUUUAAUAGUGACCUAAAUCUAAAUUGAUUUGGGUUUUAAGCUUCAGAUCCGUGGGGAGAUUACUGUCUCGGUUUAAAGCUUUUAUAUUUUACAUACUAAUAUCGAUACUGAAACUUGACUUCAUUUAUACAACUCAUAAGAAAGGGGAGGAACGUAAAGUCAUGCUAACAUGGAAUAGUGAAAAAGUGAACUGCUUCCAUCAUUUGUUUGCUUUUAGAUACAACUAUAUAGCCAAAUAUGAAAUAUUCAUGACUCCAAAGUCCUUAGUGCUUUAAGCUGCAUAUCCGAUAAGAGUGGAGACACCAGAGCUGGCCAGCUGCUAUACCAACCCGUCUGAUCCCAUUAGCUUCAUGUAUUAUGGAAGCUCUCUUCAUCUGGCAGCCCCUUGAGAAAGGUGCUUUAGUAAUGAACCCUGAUUACCACUGCCUCAAAUCUACUUAGUUCCUGGAUUGGUGCAUUUAAGGUUUGCUCCAUACCCUACCGUCAAUCAAUCAUUUCAAUCAUUUCAAAUUACAAAAAAAGGACGUCCACAACUUUCUUCAACAUAUUUCUUUUAAUUAGAAGUACAGAACCUGACUUUCUUUUCAAGGUCUGUGCUUUAACACCCUCCUCUCACUUCAGCCUCAAUUCUAUGAACUCUAUGGCUUUCAUUGUAAAAAAAAGAAAAGGAAAAGAAAUCAAAUCAAAUAAUAAAAUCAGCAAAUAUUCGG